Molecule: messenger RNA, 474 nt
Organism: Mangifera indica (mango)
Lineage: Eukaryota; Viridiplantae; Streptophyta; Magnoliopsida; Sapindales; Anacardiaceae
Exons: 3
Coding region: 1-474 (157 amino acids)
Source: RefSeq, a predicted model, not a curated record
AUGGAACAUAGUGUGGCAAAAGAUGCAAUACUUUGUUUGAAUUGCUAUCUUGUAACACCCACAGUCGAUUAUAAUAAGAGAGUAGAUGGUGAAACUUUUGUGAGUAAGAGAAAAGUGAAAAAAUAUGUUGGAGAACAUUCAAGCAGUCAUAACAAAAGUGAUUCCAAAUAUGUUGCUUUGAUGAACCAAAAGCAACAUAUUGAUGUAAAUCUUGCUUAUGUGUCAAAAAAAGUCAUAUCAAACUAUCACGUUCAUAUUGUGAGAGAUAAACAACCAUUUUCUUUACUAGUGAAUGAAUCUCAUGAUAUGACAGUGAAAGAAAAAAUGGCUGUUGUUUUUCAUUAUUUGGACAAAACAGGUGGUAUCAUUGAACAUUUUAUAGGGAUUAUGCAUGUUAAGAAUACUUCUGUUAUAUAUGCCUUUUUUUGUAAAACGUGGAUUGAGUUUGAUAAGUUUACGAGGGCAAGGUUAUGA